This is a messenger RNA of Sinocyclocheilus rhinocerous, 2016 nucleotides long. RefSeq names its product gastrula zinc finger protein XlCGF57.1. Gene Ontology annotation, biological process: regulation of transcription by RNA polymerase II. Gene Ontology annotation, molecular function: DNA-binding transcription factor activity, RNA polymerase II-specific; RNA polymerase II cis-regulatory region sequence-specific DNA binding. Bases 173 to 1417 code for a protein of 414 amino acids. The record is from RefSeq and is a predicted model, not a curated record. Lineage: Eukaryota; Metazoa; Chordata; Actinopteri; Cypriniformes; Cyprinidae. The transcript has 2 exons.
GGUUAUGUCUCCCUGAUACAAAUGUCAAAACACAAAUUUUGCCUUCUGACGUCUUUUAACUUCAUAGCAGAAAGACACGAAUUAAUUAAUUCAAACACUAGCAAUAUUGCCUUUAUCCUUGUUAUAAGCGUAAUAAACAGGAAUAUCUCGAGGUGAAAUGCAACUUUAAAAGAUGAUGUUUAUUAAGGAGGAGAGUGAGGACAAGUGUGAUCCAGAACCCUGCAGAAUAGACAAUGAGCACCAAGAAGGCCUCGAGGAAGUGAAAGAGGAAAGUCAAAUUCUGAAUGAAGUGGAGGAGAAACAUCAGCAUCAGAAAGCUCAUGAUGUCCUCACUGGAGAAAAAUCAUUGACUUGCUCCCAAACUGAAAACAAUUUCUCACAAAGCAGCACUCAAACAACAGUCAAAAAGCCUUUCACCUGCUCUCUGUGUGGAAAACAUUGUGCCCAUAGAGGUCACCUUAACGAUCACAUGUUAACUCACACCGGAGAGAAGCCGUUCACUUGCCCUCAGUGUGGAAGGAGAUUCUCACGCAGAAGAAACCUUAAUGAUCACAUACUAAUUCACAAUGAAGAGAAGCCUUUCGUCUGUCCUCGGUGUGGAAAGAGGUACAAACGUAACGAACACUUUCGAAGUCACUUACUAAGUCACGAUAGAGGCAAACCCUUCACCUGCUCUCAAUGUGGAAAGAGUUUCAGUUAUAAACGAUCCCUUAAUGAUCACAUCAAAAUUCACACUGGAGAGUGUCUUCACACAUGCCUUCAGUGCGGAAAGAGUUUCCUGAAUAAAGGACACCUUAAGGAACACAUAAAAAUCCACACCGGAGAGCGACCUUUCGCCUGCUCUCAGUGUGGAAAGAGCUUCAUCAGUAAACGAGACGUUACAUAUCACAUGAGAAUUCAUACUGAAGAGAAGCCUUUUAAAUGCCUUCAGUGUGGAAAGGGUUUUGCAUGGGCAAGCUGUCUGAAAAUUCAUAUGCGCCACUCUCACUCUGAAGAAAGGGAGUUUACCUGUGAGCACUGCAAUAAAACAUUUGUUUUAGAGUCAUACCUAAAGAGACACUUGAAAAUUCAUCAAAACGAGAAACCUUUUGUCUGUUCGUUUUGCGGAAAAAGUUUUUUAUGGCUCCUGUGUUUCAAAGCACACCAGAAAAUACACGAGGGUGUGAAAACCCAUGUUUGCUCAGAGUGUGGGAGAGCCUUUACUACAGCCGAUUAUUUGAUAAAACACCAAAAAGUCCAUACGGGAGAACGGCUGUACAUGUGCUUAUAUUGUGGAAAGAGUUUCAGUAAGAAAGCAAACCUGGGAGAACAUGUAAGACUGCAUACUGGAGAGAAGCCAUACACCUGCGCUCAAUGUGGAAGCAGCUUCACCUCAGCGAAAGGUCUAAGUUAUCACAGAGAAAAGCAGUGUUCCUAAAGUGUGCCAAAUUCAUGCUCCGUUGAAAUCCAGAUAGUGUCAGAUAUGCCCAAAGAUUGCAUUUCUACCAAAAAAGCAAUUACAUCUACAACAUUUAGUGGCGAAUAAGCUCUCAUUCAAUGUAAAUGGCAGCAGAAAGUUUGUGCAUCUAGCACUUUAUUGUUAAAGAAAACUUAAGGUAAAGAAUUAAUUCAGAAAACCAAGGGAGUGAGAGUGGUCUGGAAAACUAAAUUUUUUAUAAUACAUAAAUGUAAAUGUAGACCUUAUGUAGCUCCGCCCCGUUGUCUUCUGUCUUCCCACAGCGUGAAGGUAUGGGUCGUACGAAUUUAUGAAUGAACCGCUCGUUUUAAAAUCUUCCCGGUCAACCGACAUUUGUUACCACAUCCGCUUCGAACAUUACAAUGCACGUGAUAACAUGUUAACUCUACAAUAAGUAAAUCCACUUCAGAUAAUUACUCUUUAACAGUGAUGCUAUAGAGCUACUACAAAAACAGAAGUUCAAAGAAAAAAAUCUAAAGAUUGCUGUGCACUUGUUUCUCUGACACAUAAGGUCUAUAGAUAUAUAAUAUAUUUAGAAAGGGCCAAGCAUAUACAGUAUA